AUGGCUGUUGAAUAUGCACUGAACACACCCGGUAUUGCUGCAGCAGCUGUUUAUUCUGCACCAGAUCCUUAUCGAGAUAAUCAUGAUCCAUGUGCACAAACGCCUUAUCCAACUAAUCUUACACCUAUACGUAUCUUAUAUAAUCAAUGUGAUGUCCUUAAUAUGUGUGUAACUGGUGGAAGUUUUAUUGAAGAUCUAAAUAAUCGUUACUGUGAUUUAACUGCUGAAGUUGUUAUUAUUGAUUCUUUUCUUCAGAGAACGUCGGAAUGUGAUGAAAGUUGUACUUCUGAAUUUGGUAUCGGUAUGCUUCAACAUUUUAGAUGGCCAAUUCCUCGCAAUGAUGAUGCUUUCUUUGACUUUUUCAGAAAACAUCCAUUAUCUUAA
Messenger RNA from Adineta steineri, 384 nucleotides. NCBI's taxonomy places the organism in Eukaryota, Metazoa, Rotifera, Eurotatoria, Adinetida, Adinetidae. The record is from the annotation of a GenBank genome assembly.